Messenger RNA from Neopsephotus bourkii (Bourke's parrot), 817 nucleotides. RefSeq names its product phosphomannomutase 2 (gene PMM2). The record is from RefSeq and is a predicted model, not a curated record. The coding region runs from base 16 to 762 and encodes 248 amino acids. Gene Ontology annotation, biological process: GDP-mannose biosynthetic process; protein N-linked glycosylation; mannose metabolic process. The transcript has 8 exons. NCBI's taxonomy places the organism in Eukaryota, Metazoa, Chordata, Aves, Psittaciformes, Psittacidae. Gene Ontology annotation, molecular function: phosphomannomutase activity. Gene Ontology annotation, cellular component: cytosol.
GGCCAGGCCGGGGUUAUGGCGGCGGCGGAGCCGUCCGUGCUGUGCCUGUUCGACGUGGAUGGCACCCUCACCGCGCCGAGACAGAAAAUCACGGCGGAGAUGGCGGCGUUCCUGCAGGAGCUGCGGCGGAGGGUGAAGGUCGGAGUGGUGGGAGGCUCUGACUUCGAGAAGAUCAAGGAACAGCUCGGGGAUGACGUGGUUGAAAAAUUUGACUACGUUUUUCCAGAAAAUGGCCUUGUAGCCUACAAAGAUGGGAAAUUCUUGUGCAAGCAGAGCAUUCAGGGGUACCUGGGUGAGGACAUACUUCAGGAUCUGAUCAACUACUGCCUGAGUUACAUUGCAAAGAUUAAACUGCCAAAGAAAAGGGGCACUUUUAUUGAGUUCCGAAAUGGGAUGUUAAAUGUGUCCCCCAUUGGAAGAAGCUGCAGCCAGGAAGAACGAGUUGAGUUCUAUGAACUUGAUAAAAAGGAACAUAUAAGAGAGAAAUUUGUAGCUGAUUUACGAAGAGAAUUUGCAGGAAAAGGCCUCACAUUUUCUAUAGGAGGCCAGAUAAGCUUCGAUGUGUUCCCAGAUGGCUGGGAUAAGCGGUACUGCUUAGGAAUCGUUGCCAGUGAUGGAUACAAGACCAUUUAUUUCUUCGGAGACAAGACUAUGCCAGGAGGGAAUGACUAUGAAAUUUACACAGACUCCAGAACAGAAGGCCACAGCGUCACAUCCCCACAGGAUACAAGAAGAAUCUGUGAAGAGCUCUUUUUUAAAUAAGACUUUUAGGAUUCACACUGAUAAAAUGGUUAAGACACGCUAAUAACUUAAAUCU